Messenger RNA from Fomitopsis serialis, 1299 nucleotides. RefSeq lists its product as uncharacterized. NCBI's taxonomy places the organism in Eukaryota, Fungi, Basidiomycota, Agaricomycetes, Polyporales, Fomitopsidaceae. The coding region runs from base 1 to 1299 and encodes 432 amino acids. The transcript has 8 exons. The record is from RefSeq and is a predicted model, not a curated record.
AUGGUUCGCUCGCCGUCGGUCAAGCAUGGCAAGCGCAAGGCCCGAGCCGUCUCACCAGAUGAAGACAACACUGAAGACCUCGUCGAAGAGCUCAUCGCGCGCGCGACCAAGCCAGAGCACAAACGACUGAAGUCCUCGCUCAGUGCUGCGCGGCGCGAGACGAAUGCUGGGCUCAAGUCAAAGCAGAAGGGGAAGGGGAAGGGUGUCGCCCACAAAGUGACGAAGGCCGUGGUCCAGGCAGCAGGCCCCUCAGGCUCCGAGUCUCGCAAGACCUCAUCGUCGUUGUUGAAACAUGCACCCCUUGAGGUUGGUUGUAUCUUAUUGUUGCCGCAUGGGUUGAAGGACAAUGGUGACAUCCGAACGUCGUCGGCAUACACAACAAGCCAACUGGAAAUGUAUAAGCGCUGUGGGCUCGCCGUCACGGAGACUCCAGGUGACGACAGGAUCCUCAUUUCACCUGACAUCACUCGGGAUGAUAUCAACGACCUCCUCAAGGCUUGCUUCCCAUUAUAUUUUGACUGGCUCGCUGCUCAAGGGGUAGACAUUGGAUCAUCCUACCAUUGGAGGAUUGUGGCGAGGGAUAGGCGGCGCGUGAUCAUCCCUUACUUCAACGACAACCGUCCUAUGGACUUUGUGGGGAUCUGCAGAGCAGUCCAUGGUAAGACCAGUCGCUGGCAAGACCGAACGUGGUGCUUCGUAUCGUCCAUAUCUAUCCCGAAAUCAGUGUGGCAAUCGUGGGGCACUACCCAAAGUGCAGUGGAUGUUCCUCAACGCAGGGACUGGACCGACACUCAGCUCGCGAACUACGCUCCCAGCUCGGACAGCGACUCAGACGAGCAGGUCGGUUCAAAGCCAGAUGUUGGCUCUUCGUCAGAUGCAGAGGCCGAAUCGGGCGAUGAAACUGAUGUGUCGGAAUGGGCAGCACCAGCUCAUAAAUCGAAGACAAGUCGGAAGCUCGGGAAAGUGGUCGCAACUCUUGGAAGUAGUCUCGCGAGCAUCCAGCUCGGCACCCCAGAGCCUGAGCCUGGAACUGGUAAUUCAGUUGCAGGUAGCUCGUCUAAUGCAACUGGCCCAGCCAGCACGAGUGAGCUUGGCUCAGCAGCAAAUCCGAUCGUUUUCAGCUCCUCAGUGGAAGACCUUGGCGAAGUGUCCCUCGAAGCCAGCCCCGAACGACCUCCCUUCACUCAACCCUUCUCUUCGCAAGCAGGAUCCUCAAGGGAAACCCGCGCAUCUGUGUGGAUCCCACCCCCUGUGACGAUGUCGAGGGGUGAAGUUGCCGACGACCCGUGGGCUUACUAG